This is a messenger RNA of Aspergillus alliaceus, 2893 nucleotides long. Its product is annotated as M13 family metallopeptidase. Gene Ontology annotation, biological process: protein processing. Gene Ontology annotation, molecular function: metalloendopeptidase activity. Gene Ontology annotation, cellular component: plasma membrane. NCBI's taxonomy places the organism in Eukaryota, Fungi, Ascomycota, Eurotiomycetes, Eurotiales, Aspergillaceae. The record is from RefSeq and is a predicted model, not a curated record. The transcript has 6 exons. Bases 303 to 2675 code for a protein of 790 amino acids.
UUCAAUUGUCUUUCCGUCUACCUUUCUUUCUUCUCUAGUCUCUUCUCCUCCCUUCCUAUGAUGUUGUCUUCCAAAUUAAAUUUCAGUCAGCAUUUAUUGGGAGUAAAAUGCUGAAGCUGAGUCAUCAAGCGACAAACAUGUGACGGCAUUGAUGGGGUGAAACACCUACUAAUUCAGAACCCCUUGUCCCUAGGACAUUCAAUGCACCUCCAAUAUACUAAUCAAGGCAUUUAUAUGAAUUUAUAUUUCAAGACUAGUGGGAGCUUCAUUAGUCCAUAUCUUUGUAUGUGAUUAUAUAUCGUAUGAACGGUGAGAUGCGCGGCCUGCAAAACAGCAUUCCCAGGUCACCUCUUAGAAGCGACGAGGAUAUUGAAAGUACUUCUCUUUUGCGGGACCUUUCUACUCCAGAGUUUGAGAAAAGCCGACCGCUUUUUGGAUAUUCUGAAGAUGCCGCUCGGCCUCACAACGAUGAGCCCCCGGGUCCCCCCUUAAGGAGCCGCGUAUCAUGGUUGUCUACUUGCCGCUGUGCUCUAUUUGCGAUCCUGUCAUUUGUUUCAAUCUCUUAUUACUUCUGGUUUAUAAUUCCUGACGGUCCAUCCCAAAGCGUUCCUCCGCAUCCUGUGGCAACUUCGAUUUGCGACACCCCCGAAUGUGUGCAUGCCGCAUCUGAAAUUCUCUACAACCUCGAUCCGAACCAUGCUCAAAUCGAUCCUUGUACAGACUUUGAUCAAUUUGUCUGUGGGGGGUGGGGAGAGCGGCAUGACAUGCGCCCUGACCAGGGCUCCAUAUUUACCGGAACAUUGAUGGAGGAAGCUGGCCAAACUCACCUUCGCCACUUGCUAAGCUCCUCGAAACCUUCAGACCCUAGCGAUUCAAACAACUUCGAGAAACUAAAGGCAGCGUACACUGCCUGUAUAGACGAGACGACGGUCAACAAACGGGGGAGUAGACCGCUGGAUGACAUGUUGGCCGAGUUUGAGAAGAUAUAUAGUCGGGAUUCAAUUUCUCUCAAAGGGUCGGAUGCCGACCUGACAGAUGCGGUACUUUAUCUCAUGGAAUCCGGUGUCGAAGCUCUGGUAUCCCCGAUCGUUUCGCCUGAUGACCGUGAUCCGGACUCUGUCGCGAUCUUUGUGAAUCCACUUGGCGAAAUCGGACUUCCCGCCAGAGAAUAUUAUAAUAACACGGAAACCGUUGCAGAAUACACUACGGUGGUGGAGAAGGUACUUGGAGAAUUCAUUGGCAGUACGACAAAGCAUCCCCUUCGCGACGUCGUUUCUUUCGAAGCCAAAAUAGCAGACGUCACCCCGGAUACUCAAAGUCAAGAAGAUGUGACCAAGUCCUAUAAUCCGCGGACCGUCCAGGAGACGGAAUCACUCCUACCACAAUUCUCCAUGUCAGGUAUAAUCUCGGCUCUGUCGCCAUCGGGGUAUAAGAGUGAUCGUCUGAUAGUGGGCUCUCCAUCAUAUAUGGAAGCGUUGUCGUCCAUCUUAAAUGAGACUCCGAGAGAAGUUGUCCAGCUCUAUUUCAAGUGGAAGAUUAUACAAACCUACGCAGAUGAGAUUGAAGACGCGAAAAUCCAGCCUCUUCGCGAGUUCAACAAUAGGCUUGCAGGCAAGGACCCGCAGGCCACUGAAGAAAGAUGGCGAAAAUGCAUUAGGUCCCUCGACGACAACCUUGGCUGGAUGCUGAGUCGGUUCUACGUACUCGAUUCUUUCUCCGAAGAAUCAAAGCAACUGGGUGACCAGAUAGUGUCAGACAUCAAGGAGCGUUUUGUGUUUACCCUUCACCAGACAAGCUGGAUGCCCUCCCAAGUGAGAGACCUGGCCAUUAAGAAAGUUGGAAACAUUAUUCAGAAGAUUGGCUAUCCCACAAAUAGUCCUGACGUGAUGGAUGCAGCGGACGUGGAGAAGUAUUAUGAGCAUCUGAAAGUAUCUAACGAAACCUUCUUCGAGAAUACAUUAGCUUCCGCAAAGUUUGACCUUCACAACGAAUGGUCGAAGUUGGGAAAGCCAACGGAUCGAAAUGAAUGGAGCAUGACUGCACCAACUGUGAAUGCGUAUUACAAUCCUCCUGGAAAUGAAAUUGUUUUCCCCGCUGGGAUUAUGCAGCCGCCAGUCUUUUACGGACCGUCUGCUCCCUUAUAUCUAGCUUACGGCGCGUUUGGAGCUGUUAGUGGACAUGAACUAUCACAUGCAUUCGACUCGACGGGUAGACACUAUGACGAAACUGGAAAUUAUACUGAUUGGUGGGAUGACAAGACGGUCGAAGCCUUCGAGCAGCGGGCCCAAUGCUUCGUUGACCAAUACUCACAUUUCACUGCCCCUGAACAAAGCACGGAGGAGCCUCUCCAUGUCAAUGGGCGUCUCACUCUUGGUGAGAACAUCGCGGAUGCUGGGGGUAUCGGAGCGGCAUACCACGCUUGGAAAAAGCAUGAUGGGGUGUCCCCGGAUCCUCAACUCCCCGGUCUUUCUAAAUUCACUAAGGAACAACUCUUCUUUAUUGCGUAUGGGAACUGGUGGUGUAGCAAGUCUACUGCCGAGGCCGCUCGAGAGGCUAUCUACAACGAUCCACAUGCCCCUAAACCAGCAAGGAUUAUUGGAACGAUGGAAAACUCUCGAGAAUUCAACGAAGCAUUCAAUUGCCCUAGAAAGAAGCCUGUCUGCAAACUCUGGUAGUCUCAGUAUGAAAUAGUAGAUGCAGAUAUUGUCGAACAUCGAAUGGCGCAAUUUUGGGAGCGAUUCUUGAUUCAAUUUACAAUUCUUUCUACGCGAAUGUGCUACUAGGUUGAUAUUUCUAAGUAGAAUGAACCUUAAUAAGAUAUCCUAAGACUUUUCUCUCGUAGAUCCCGUUGGAGUGGUAUAUAAUAGCCUGGUUACAAGUCACCGCAUUGGUC